AUCUGUGAGGCUCCCCGCACAAAAGAUUUGAAGGCUCUGGAAAAGAUGGGACAUCUGGACCGGGCGGCUUUGUAAUCCGAAGAAGAAUUUUACUGGAAGUGUUUUAGGCAUUUUUGUCAUAUUUCAGAGCCAUGGGCCUCCUGGAGCUUCUUUGUCUGCUGCUCUACAUGGCUGACGCUAGCAGCGAUGUGCACAAGUGGAUCGAGCAGAAGCUCCCGGUGCUGACAGAGAGGAAAACUGAACUUCAAGAGAAACCUCUCUUCAGAGGACCAAAAGGGGAUGCGAAGGGAGGCAAAGCUCAGAGACUCUGCGGUAUUGAGUGUCAAAGUGGCCUCCCACCCUUAAACCCGAGCGAGCAAGAGAGGAUUCUGGGAUACGAGACGAUGCGCGACAACGGAACGUGCACGCGCACCGACGUCACCUUGCAGGGUUUGAAUGCCACAGGAGCGGCCCCGUGCAUUUCGUUGCCGACCCGCGGGAAACGGCAGGUUUACGGCGCCGACGGUCGCUUCGUCAUCUCUGACUGGCAUUACGCCACCAACUACCCUUUCGCCGCGGCGGUGCGCCUCUCCGCGGGCUGCUCCGGGGUGCUGGUUUCCCCCAGGCACGUGCUCACGGCGGCAAACUGCAUCCAUGAUGGCAGUUACUAUCUGGAGAACGUGAAAAGUCUGAAAGUAGGAGUGCUGCAACUUAAAAACAAAAGGAGGAGGCGGAGGCCGAGGGCCGCAAGAAGAAACAGACAAAAAGAAGAGAUGACGCAUGGAGAGAUGAAUAGAACUGAUGCAGGAAGAGACGACAGGAGGACUUGGCAGGUGGGAAUCGGUCGCACCGGAAGGCAGCCUGUAUUCCGCUGGAUACGAGUCAAACAAACUCACAUCCCUCAAGGAUGGAUCCGCUCGAAGAACUCCACCAACUCCGUGGCCCCGGACUACGACUACGCCCUCCUGGAACUGAAACGAGCUGUCAAGCAGAAGAAGUUCAUGGAGAUCGGCGUGGCGCCCCGCACCUCCCCCCCGACCCGGAUCCACUUCUCGGGCUACGACGAAGACGAAAGCCCGCUGGCCACCCGCAGGGGAGAGAAGGUGGUCUACCGCUUUUGCUUGGUGGUGAAGGAGUCCGACGAUCUGAUGUACCAGCGCAGCGACGCUCGGCCGGGCGCUGACGGGGCGGGGGUUUACGUCCGUCUGAGACAAGGGGGCGGGAAAGGGAAGUGGCGGAGGAGAGUGAUCGGCGUGUUCUUGGGUCACCGGUGGGUGGAAGUUGACGAAGGUGAGCAGCGGGACUUCAACGUGGCGGUGAGGAUCACCCCCGCCAAAUAUGCGCAAAUCUGCCACUGGAUCCACGGAGACCCCAGCCACUGCAAGACUCUUUGAAAUUCAAACGUUGCUAAAAAGUCCAACCAUUUACGACCGCGAAAUUCUGACAGAUAAUGUGACACGCCGUGAGGGUCGUUUGGGUGAUUUGUAUUUUAUUGCAUCUCAUCGCAGGACUUGCAUGCAGGUUAAAGAAGAGUGGGGGGGGGGUAAAUAUUAGGGCAGAACAUCAUCAAUUCAAAGUCCCUCUCCCCAGCCUCCAAGAAAUGCAAUCUUCAUAUUACUGAACAUAAUCUAUCCGCAUUGUCUAUGUGAAUGUCAUUCUUGCUUUUAUUUUAUUUUUUUCUUUCAACAUGUAAUUGUCACAAUGGAUUAAGUUACAGUCACUUUUGGAAAUAAACAACACAUAACAUCUAGCGUAUACGUGAGUGCUUUACACGCCGCUUCCCAAUCAGCAAAUGUACCUGAUGCCAACCAAUUGCAUGCACAAAUGCAAGUAACUUCAAUAUUAUUUCGUCCCCAGCCACUCGACACCAGCAGAGGGCGUCACGUCAAACAGCCAGCAAUUAUUUUAAAUGAAUACUGCCUCUACAAAACUGACAGGUAUGUUUUUUGUUGUUUGUUUACAUCUACAUGCUCCCCCCCCCCCCAAGAUAUGUAACUAAAAUAUAUGGUAUUUUGUCUUCAAAAUAAAGAAAAUAAGUCAUCUAUCAUUAAAAUGCAUGUUAAUUUGUGCACAGAUCUCGGCACGUUUCCGUAGAAUCCCAAAGUAAUAAUAAAACCGUGGAUGACGUUGCAUGUUUUUCACGACCAAUAGGGAGCGUGAGUGGCGAAGCUUGACAUACUUGAAGGUACAACCAUCACACACACACACACACACGUAGCUCGGUAUUAGCUGGGACGACGGGGAGUUAGCUCAGUAUUAGUUGGGACGAUGAAGGAGGCGGGUUGGCCAGUCAAGAUACACACACCAAAACACAGUCCACAUUGAACAACACGCUCCUCGUCUGGCAGAUGCGCAGGGAAACCACCAGACCAUUGCAUUCAAGUCCAGAAUAAUUUUCCAUAUGCAUUCUUUUUUUGUUGUUCUUUUUCUUUGCCCCUCCCCCCUAGCUGUAAUAUAUUAAGUAGAGUUUAACACUGAUUUACACCCACACACACCCACACACACGUAAAACUAUGUGUUCUGUAUCUAGGGUUCACAUUUACAGUUGUGCUACAACAGUACAUCAUGGGGGCGGAGGUAUGGGGGGGUCUUCGAGGGGU
This is a messenger RNA of Syngnathus acus (greater pipefish), 2579 nucleotides long. Its product is annotated as inactive serine protease 35-like. The transcript has 2 exons. Gene Ontology annotation, molecular function: serine-type endopeptidase activity. Gene Ontology annotation, biological process: proteolysis. Bases 132 to 1373 code for a protein of 413 amino acids. NCBI's taxonomy places the organism in Eukaryota, Metazoa, Chordata, Actinopteri, Syngnathiformes, Syngnathidae. The record is from RefSeq and is a predicted model, not a curated record.